Molecule: messenger RNA, 273 nt
Organism: Cetraspora pellucida
Lineage: Eukaryota; Fungi; Glomeromycota; Glomeromycetes; Diversisporales; Gigasporaceae
Source: the annotation of a GenBank genome assembly
AUGAGAGCAACACAUAAUAAUCAGCCUAAAUUUAGAUUAGAGUGGAUCCCAUUUGAGGACUUUACAGAAAUAAAACAAAUUGGAAAUGGUGGUUUUAGUGAAAUCCAUACGGCCAAAUGGACAAAAGGAACAAUAGAUGGAUGGGACUGGAGAAAUAAAAGAUUCAAUCGAAAUAAAAAUAAAACGGUUGUAUUAAAAAUUCUUAAGGAUUCUCAAGAUAUUAAUUCAGCAUUCUUAAAAGAGGUAAUAAUAGAUAUGCCUUAUCUUAAUUGA